This is a messenger RNA of Triplophysa rosa, 2068 nucleotides long. Its product is annotated as C3a anaphylatoxin chemotactic receptor-like. Gene Ontology annotation, cellular component: plasma membrane. Bases 278 to 1315 code for a protein of 345 amino acids. The transcript is spliced from 3 exons. Gene Ontology annotation, molecular function: G protein-coupled receptor activity; complement receptor activity. NCBI's taxonomy places the organism in Eukaryota, Metazoa, Chordata, Actinopteri, Cypriniformes, Nemacheilidae. Gene Ontology annotation, biological process: positive regulation of cytosolic calcium ion concentration; inflammatory response; phospholipase C-activating G protein-coupled receptor signaling pathway. The record is from RefSeq and is a predicted model, not a curated record.
ACCAUGAUGUUAGUUAAACUAAACAUAAGAGGGCACAUAUACAAAGAAAACCAGAUAUGAAAAGUAUCAAAAUGCGCAAACAUUGGUUUAUGCUAAGAGGACCACAGUGUUAACCAAGAUAACCAAUAAUAUAUUCAACACAAGAGUUUGUUCGCAUAUGUCUCCACCCCCUUCCUGCCUUCCUUCCUUUUGCCUGUAAAGAAGACACUUGAUGACCAGAUAAAGAUUGAACAGAAGAGAGAGAGAGAGUGAUUCCCCUGAAACUCAUGUGUACAGAAUGACCUCCAAACAUGAAGUUUCCACCCACCUUGAGAAAACUACAGUGGACAUUGAUGCCAUCAUGGAUAAUGUUACCAUUGUCCUCUACACCAUCACCAUUCUCCUGGGCAUCACUGGGAACUCUGUGGUCAUCUGGGUUGCCGGCUUCCGUCUGAAGCCCAACGUCACCAACGUGUGGCUGGUCAACCUGGCCGUGGCCGACCUGAUUUUCUGCUUUACACGCGUCACGUCACUUCUCAAGAAGCUCUUUUUUGACCACUGGCCUUUUGGAGUCUUCCUCUGCAAGUUCAAUGGCUUCUUCAAGUAUGCCAACAUGUUCUGCAGUGUUUUUUUGCUGGCCGUCAUAAGUUUGGAUCGAGUGCUCUGCGUGUGGCGUCCGGUGCUCACCAGGGAGAGACGGACAUUGUGUGCGGCACGUGUGGUCAGUUUGGGGGUUUGGAUUGUGGCAAUGACCUUCAGUUCGCCGUACUUUGUGUAUCGGGAGGUCUACCUGGGCGAGAAAAACUUGAGCAAGUGCUCACUGGAGGUAAAAGAAGCAUCGAAGAACGAUAACACAGCCAAAAACGCCCUGUACAGCAUUCGCUUCUUAUGUGGAUUUCUCUUGCCCUUCCUGGUUAUCCUCUGCUGCUACAUACUAGCGGGCGUUGGAAUACGCAGAACACGUCUCUCCGGUAAAUCGCGACCUAUCCGGAUCCUAGCAGCAUUGGUCUGUUCGUUUUUCUUGUGUUGGGCACCUUACCACUGCCUGCUGCUUGCCAAAAUGGUGGAUAAAAAGAGCCAUGCAGUUAAAGUGGGCCUGCCCAUCGCUAAGGGCUUGGCGUAUUUCAACAGCUGCAUAAAUCCGAUGCUGUACUUCUGCAUGGGACUGGACGUUAGGCAACGCUUCAGGCAAAGUCUGUCAGGUAUUUAUCGCAGGGCAUUGAUGGAAGAUGGCCAAACUUUGCAGUCUCAAGAGGGCACCGUUGAAGAAGAUAGCUGUAACUCUGUUUCAAAGACUAAAGUGCGAGACAGACCCGAGGGUGCAAGACAUGUUUAAUCAAGUUUUUCUUGUUUGUAAAUCAUGUUUGUUGGAUGACUAUAUCAUCUUUUCAUUUUAAAUACCCUUCUUUUUGUCAUUUCUCUAUCAAUGCUUCUAGAGUCGAGACACUUUGGACUCCACUAUUGACAUUUGUGGUUAAAUGGUGCGUAUAAAACAUCAAAUGAAAUAUUAAGAUUACUUUUCACGCUCCUUAUCUAUGUGAGCUUUUGUAACAAAUGCAAUUAAUUCAAACCAUCUUUAGAAACAGUUCUUGUACUAUUUCCAGCUGGUAUCAGAUAACAAUAUUACUUGUAUUUAAGUAAAAAACCACCUGAUCAUUUGUAGAUAUUUUUACUUUUAAUGUCAGAGAAAAAUGCAAAUCAGCUGACUUUAAUUGUAUUAGUUUUCAUAUUUGAUUGUGCAGAUGACUGUUGAAUAUUGAGAGUUCAAUAUUAAGGAAUGUUUUCUUUGCCCUAAUUUGGAUGGUAGUUAUUUUUUACUGUCAUUGAAUAGUAAAAUGUGUACAGAUAUAUAAUUCCUUGAUUUUGGAGUUUGCUUUCUUUACCUUGGAUCUCAUCUUUCGCGUUUUACUUAAAAGCUUUAUAAUUGACAAACAUACUUCAUUGUACUAUUACUAAAUACUAUUGUGAGCUGACUCAGAAUCAAUAAACAUGUCUUCUUUUGUCUUGAUUUAAUUAAAUGUUUUUAUUUUUUAACAGCUUCAUGAACUGCCAUUCAAAAGAAUUAUGCCUCAUUUUACUUCAAAGGUGU